GUCUCGCAAACAUCCCGCCAGCGAGCAUCGAAUCUGGUUAAAGGUCAUUGAGGGACAAAGACCCAUCUUAAUUCUUCAUCUUCUAGCUGGACAGGCAUGGCGACCGAAACUUUAACGCAGACUAUAGCUAGCCUUACGCUUCACACAAGGGCACCCACAGAACAAAAGGAGCCAGAGAAAUCACAAGAGGCGAAGGAGGCUGAGCAGCCGUACAGAUAUACGAAUCUGCUCCCUGUCUUCCCGAAUGAGCACUAUCCACCUCUUGAGCCCUAUGAACAUGUCGACCCUGGAAAUCGUGCUCUCAAUCAUCACAACCCUCGUUCAUUCCUGGAUGCUGCCACUCGCGUGGAUGAGCUGACUCCGAACUUGGGGACUGAAAUUCAUGGAGUAAAUCUUGCUAGGCUGACUAAUUAUGAACGAGACCAAGUAGCACUCGAGGUUGCUCGCCGUGGACUCCUGGUCUUUAGAGACCAGGACAAAUUCAUCAACGGUGGACCAGACUUCUUCCUUGAGUGGGGUAGACACUUCGGAAGGUUACACAUUCAUCCCACAUCUGGACAUCCUGAUGGCUAUCCUGAGCUUCACCUCGUCUAUCGAGAUGCAAACACUACGUUCAACUUUGAGUACGAAGAUAGCAUUACGUCGACCGUCUGGCACUCGGACGUUUCAUACGAGCUUCAACCACCAGGACUGACGACGUUCUUCUUGCUCGCUCAACCGUAUACGGGUGGUGAUACGCUCUUUACAAGCCAAGUCUCCACUCUCAAGAAACUCUCACCUGCAUUUAUCGCGUUCCUCAAGACCCUCAAGGCCGUACACUCCGGCGUUGAACAGGCGGAUUUCUCGAGAUCUGGUCGUCGUGGUGGAGUUGUCCGUCGUGAACCUGUUGAGCAUGUACAUCCAGUCGUUCGCCGUCAUCCGGUAACCGGAGAAGAAGCAUUGUAUGUCAAUAAGCAGUUCACGCGGCGUAUUCUUGGACUCAAGAAGGAGGAAUCACAAAACAUACUCAACUUCUUGUAUGAGCAUAUUGCAGCUUCGGGAGAUUGCCAAACCCGUCUCCACUGGUCUCCCAAUACUGUGGUUCUCUGGGACAAUCGCAUCACAGCGCAUAGUGCGAUUGCAGACUAUGGGAAAGGCCUCUCAACAGAGAGGCGUCAUGGAGCACGUAUCACUCCGCAAGCUGAGCGGCCGAUUCCGGCAUGGGACGGAUUGGAACUCUAGUAUGCUGAAAGUGAUGUAGUAAAGUAAAUAUGCAAAGACGACGUGCGCUCUGAAUUGAAGGGCUGCAUUCCUACUGGGUGAUGGUAACCACACAAGAGAGACUAGCAAUUUCGGAUGGAGCCUGGACUUUGGGUAAUACAAUUUCAUGUAUGAAUGCUUGAACGAAAG
Messenger RNA from Fomitiporia mediterranea MF3/22, 1389 nucleotides. RefSeq names its product TauD-domain-containing protein. Lineage: Eukaryota; Fungi; Basidiomycota; Agaricomycetes; Hymenochaetales; Hymenochaetaceae. The transcript is spliced from 6 exons. Gene Ontology annotation, cellular component: cytoplasm. The record is from RefSeq and is a predicted model, not a curated record. Gene Ontology annotation, molecular function: 2-oxoglutarate-dependent dioxygenase activity. The coding region runs from base 97 to 1221 and encodes 374 amino acids.